This is a messenger RNA of Sphaeroforma arctica JP610, 252 nucleotides long. RefSeq lists its product as hypothetical. The record is from RefSeq and is a predicted model, not a curated record. The annotation marks the transcript as partial. The transcript has a single exon. NCBI's taxonomy places the organism in Eukaryota, Ichthyosporea, Ichthyophonida.
GCCUUCACUGAACCAGGAAAGUACUAUCAGCGAAAGCAAACAAUGUUCAACAUAGUAACCACGUGUAAAGUGCUCGAAACAUUCCACGAAUCAGAUCUGCACCCGUUUUAUGGCUCCGACGGGAACUACAAAUUGGUCGAGUUGACACGCAAUGAUCUGGGAAUGAGCGAAAACGAAGCGGAAGAUCUGAGCUCUUUUCUGCAUUUGUUCUAUGGGAAACCGUCACAGACAAUAGACAAGGCAUUAAGGUAG